This is a messenger RNA of Puccinia graminis f. sp. tritici CRL 75-36-700-3, 2180 nucleotides long. RefSeq lists its product as uncharacterized. Lineage: Eukaryota; Fungi; Basidiomycota; Pucciniomycetes; Pucciniales; Pucciniaceae. The transcript has 2 exons. Bases 46 to 1914 code for a protein of 622 amino acids. The record is from RefSeq and is a predicted model, not a curated record.
CACCAAGUAGUGGAGAAAGGAGAACAAGACUCAACCAACCAGAAGAUGAGUUCCUCAAUCGACUCAAUCUCAAAACGACAGCAACACUACUCACAAGCAUUCAGCCAGCACCAGCCAACCAUCCAAGCACUCCACCACCAAGCCAUAAACCAGCUACUCCCACAACUCACCCAAGCACUCGAACUCACUCCACUCUCAGCCCAGCUGAUCACCAACUUCCUCAACGACAAACUCAACCUCUUCAGAUUCCUCAACCGAAACCACUUCGACAGCCAGCUCACUCUCCAAGCACUCUCAACCUCAAUCAAAUGGAGACUCACCGCAAACAUCGACCUGCUCUCACUCAACUCACUCGAACCCAUCUACCUCAGCAACCCGCUCCUCUUCUUCCACCCUCAACUCAAGGACCGCUGGGGAAGAACUUCAGCAAUCCUCAACCUCAAAUAUCUCACCAGGACCGAGGACGGCAGUCUGGACGGUCUCAAAGAAUUCAUCGCCUGGAACUGCGAACUCGCCAGAAGAUCGAUGUACGAAUCCAACCCAGAACUCAUCAACCAGAUCUGCUCUUCAUCAUCACCGCCAUCUUCUCCUAACCAAAUACCUUUCAGUCUACAGAUCAGUCUCAUAGUCGACCUCAAGGGGGCAUCGAUCAACAACCUUGAAGUCGAAUUGUUACCCUACCUACUCCAUCUAGUCAAAGAUAACUUCCCAGACAUGCUCGGUGCAGUCUUCAUCCUCAACUAUGGCUGGAUGUAUGCGGGGAUGUGGCAGGUCGUCAAACGGAUCCUAAGCCAAUCCACACUCGAUCGAAUCUUCUUCCCAUCUCAAAGCGAACUACUCCAAUUCUUUGAGAAAUCCAACCUACUCAAAGAGCACGGCGGACUAGUCGUCCAUCAGUACGACCCAAAACAUGAUCCAUUCAUCAGCCGAUUCGGCAAGCCGAUCCCCAAUACGCUCGCCGACUUGGAUUCCCGGCCCUCCCUCUCCCGCCAUCCCAGUCUCGAAUCGAUCCACGAUAUCUUCUUCUCUACCGUCAAUACUCCCCACCAUCAACUCUCAAAUCCAAAUACUCCCAACCGAGCCGGAACGUUCAAUCAUUCACAUCGUCGACCUAGCUGGCUCAACAUGACCAGCUAUCAUCCCUCCCAACUCUCCUCCUCCGCCAUCUCAGAUGCCCUCCAACGUAAUCAAUCUAAAUCUUCUUCUUCUAAUCAUCCUUGGCUCCACCAAUCCUCCUCAAACCCUAGCUUUAAACUCAAACUCCCGAUCAAGACUCGUCAUGAUCAACAUGGAGAAACUGGCGAUUCCUCCGUCCUCCCACCCUUACUCACCUCCGGCCAUUCCUUGACUUCCUCUUCCUCUUCCUCCUCUUCCUCUCUCUCAGAAACAGGAAGAGAAAUCGAUCAACAAGAGGAUGAGAAUGGGAAUGAUGAGAAGAAUGAUGAGGGUCGGAACCGGAAUCGGGAUCGGAUCGAGCGUUCGAACUCCACACCAAUCGUCAAGUUCAAGAAACGCAAACGAGACUAUUUCUGCAUCAAGUUAUUGAUCAAGUUUGGGUAUUUCCUGCGGACGUUACAGAUGUUAUUGAAGCUGUUAAGUUCGAAGCUGUUUGUCCCGCUGCAUCUAUCGAACCAAUAUCCGGAUCGCCAGUCUGGUCACCACCGAUCAUCAUCCCAUCAAGCCUCAUCAUUACCCACUGUUGAGGAGCACAGAUUCAACGAGGGGGAGGGAGGAGGACAGUUGAGCGAGUCGACUAGGCCCGUUCCCAUUCGCCAUCGGUUCUUCUUUUGUCUCCCCAAUCAGCUCUCCCUCAAUCAACUCUUCCUUCUGCUUAACUUUCAAAGGAAAAAAUUUCUCGGUAGUUUCGGCUGUCUUCUCCUCUUCCUCCUCUUCUUCAAAAAGAAGAAACUCUAACAUCCAUACAUACACUCAUUCUCUUUCUCCUUUUUUUUCAAUUCAUCUUUAUGAUCUUCAUCCACAGCCUAGUGCAUACUCCUACUACCUCUUUCUCUUUCUCUCUUCCUACAUUUUCUUUCAUCUCACUCAUCAAGAUACAUAUAUAUAUAUAUCACAAUGUAAAUAAUCUUCUUCUUUUUUAUUUACUUUUCAUUACCUCAUCCAACAAUUUGGUGGAACUGCUGUUGCUGCUGCUUUUUUUUCAUCACAAAAUCAAAUCAUUA